Molecule: messenger RNA, 1473 nt
Organism: Durusdinium trenchii
Lineage: Eukaryota; Dinophyceae; Suessiales; Symbiodiniaceae
Source: the annotation of a GenBank genome assembly
AUGGAGUUCGCAGCCAAGCGCUUGGAAUGCCAAGAUGCGCAGCAGCGAGAGCAGCUGGAAAGAAUGACUGCAGCUGAAAUCCGAGUUCUCACCACUUUCGCCCAUCCCAACAUCAUCGCUCUCUUGGGACAUUGCUCUCACAGAGAUGGUGCAAUCUUGGUGUAUGAGUUUCAGCCGGAGGGAAGCCUAGACCAACACUUGAUUAAGGAUGAGAAAGCCCGCCAGCUCACCUGGGGCCGGAGGAGUAGCAUUGUCUCUGGUUUGCUGGCAGCUGUCAGCUAUUUGCAUCAUCACAAUCCAGAAGGGCCGUGCUAUCAUCGUGACAUCAAGCCUGGAAACAUCAUGUUGACUGCCUCCUUAUCCCCAAAGUUGGGGGACUGUGGUUUGUCACGCUUUUUGCCUCGAGAUCGACCAGGGCAAAGCAGGAUGACGAUGCAACUCACUCAAGGAGCUGGCCCUGCAGGGACGCCAGGCUUCAUGUGUAAAAGGUAUGUGGAGACGGGCAAAUUCAACGACAAGUCCGAGGUCUAUUCGAUCGGUAUCACAAUCCUGCAAAUCAUCGAAAUUGCCCGGCGCCCUGAUCCUCGCGUGCCGGCUAAUGGGCCUGAUUUGGAGACCUUGAAGAAGCUCUCAGCCAUGGCAGCUGCUAGUGUACAGCGCUUCUCCAAGAGGAUCCAGGUCAUGCCUUUGCUCCGGCAAGCGCGCGAGGCGGCCUCCACGCUCUCCACUUCGGAAGUUCCGGCGCUGAAGUCCGAGGUCGAACGGAUGGCGGCCGAGCUGCGGCGCUUGAGGCUGGCAGAGGAGAAAGCCGCAGAGCUGGCGGCGGCGCUGACGAAGAGAUGUGAACUUUGCUUUGAUGAAGUCUCUGUAGAGCAAGUUGGCAGUUUAAUGUGUCCAAACGAGCAUUUGAUUUGCUCAGAUUGUAGCCCAGACAUGGUUCGUAAUUUUCUGGAGCGGAUCGGCGCCAGCGACACAAUGUUGGACGAUCACAGCAGCCGGGGCGGCUUGAUUCCGUGCGUGCGACACAACCCAGCCUUCCAACCACAGUGCAGCAGACACUACACCGACCAGUCCCUGGCCAGAGCUCUGCCCGACGAGAUCUUCGUUGGAUACAGAGCAGCACAGGAUGAUGUCACCGAAAACAGGAUUUGGCACCAACACAACCAGAGGUUUCAAGAAGAGGUCUCACGGAUGCAGCGGCAAUUGGAGGGCGAGCAGGCGACGAAACGGGAGGAAGCGGCUUCAACUGAAUUCUUGAGGCGUCAGUACCCCAAUGCCAAGAUGUGUCCGCGCUGUCGUUGUGGACCUGUGAUCAAUGAGAAUUGCUUCGACCUUCAAAGCCAUCACAACGAAGCGUCCGGCCGCAGCCGAAUCAACAAUUCCUGCCAGCAAUGCGGCUUCUUCACCCGCGACUGGAAUCAAUGGCUGCCCUGGGAUGGCGUGUUGCGCCGUGGAUACGUGGAUAGAGGAUGA